UGAUAUAAGAGGAAGGGAGAGAGAGAAACAGAAACCCUAGGCUUUUUCUCUUAUCUGGCUUCAAAAUCUAGCAAUUUUCGGGUUCCAUUCCAAAGCUGCUGCUGUCAGAUUCUUCAUCAAUCAUCUUCAUCAUCGCUUUACAUCUAUAAAGAAGAAUCUCUACUAAUAAUUCGCUUCAAUCAACAUCCGCAACGGUAUGCAUUUCCGUCGAUGACGUUGAUCAGCCAUUAGUUUGCGACACUUUGAAUCAAUGUCGGAACCAUCGACUCCGGAGAAAAAUCUCCUUGUUUCGCCCACGAGCUCUCGGUCCGUUACCGAGACCGUUAACGGCUCACACAAAUUCGUGAUCCAGGGGUAUUCCCUCGCGAAAGGUAUGGGAAUUGGCAAACAUAUUGCCAGCGAGGAUUUCACAGUAGGUGGUUAUCGUUGGGCGAUAUAUUUCUAUCCAGACGGGAAGAAUCCUGAGGAUAAUUCGACCUAUGUAUCGGUCUUCAUCGCGCUGGCGAGCGAAGGAACGGAUGUCAGGGCUUUGUUCGAGCUCACACUGCUUGAUCAAAGUGGGAAGGGAAAGCAUAAGGUUCAUAGCCAUUUUGAUAGGUCGUUGGAGAGCGGGCCUUAUACAUUGAAGUAUCGAGGCAGCAUGUGGGGAUACAAGCGUUUUUUCAGGAGAGCGUUGCUUGAAAAUUCAGAUUACCUGAAAGAUGAUUGCUUAAAAAUUAACUGUACUGUUGGAGUUGUGGUGUCUGCAAUAGACUGUUCAAGAUUACACUCAAUUAAGGUGCCAGAAUCAGAUAUCGGCGCACAUUUCGGCACUUUACUAGAGAACAUGGAUGGUUCAGAUGUAAUUUUCAAUGUAUCAGGGGAGACAUUUCAUGCUCAUAAGUUGGUACUUGCUGCAAGAUCUCAAAUUUUUAGAUCUGAAUUUUUUGAUGAUCCAGAGGGUAAUAAACAGGAAAUUGUGAUAAAAGAUAUGGAGCCCAAGGUUUUUAAGGCAAUGCUUCAUUUCAUAUACCGAGAUGAGCUUCUGGAAGAUGAUUUGGAAGCUUCUAGUUCAUCUCCCGAGUUCUCUAUAUCCGAUACAUUAAUAGCAAAGAUUUUAUCAGCAGCUGAUAAAUAUGAGCUGGGAAGAUUAAGAAGGAUGUGCGAGUCCUACAUCUGCAAGGACAUAUCUGUUAACACUGUUGCCAAAACUCUGGCUUUAGCAGACUGUUUUCAUGCGACAGAAUUGAAAGUGGUUUGUCUAAGAUUUGCAGCUGAGAAUCUUGCAGCUGUUAUGAGGUCUGACGGUUUCCAGUACCUUAAGGAGAACUGUCCAACAUUACAGUCGGAGAUCCUGAAGACGGUUGCAGGUUGUGAGGAGGAAUGCAGCAGCGGCGGUGGAAAGUCCCUGAGCGUUUGGGCUCAGCUCUCAGACGGUGGCGAUACUAGCGGCAGGAGGGUCAGGUCAAGAAUUUCUUAGAAAAAAAAGAAGUGGAAAUAGGACAAUUUUUUUUUCUCCCUUCCAGAAAAAAAAAAGUUGUGGGCUGUAUAAUGUUUGUGGUGAUUUUAGAAAUAUAUGAUGAUAAUACUGAAAAAAAAAGUGGCAGAAAGGGACUACUUUUAUGCUUAACUAUUCCUUAAUUGUCUCUUAAAUGUAUGGAUGUUUGGUGAUGAUUUCAGCUAAUGUUUAAUUACUUCAGCUAAGGGUUAUUAAGUGAUGUUGUUUA
Molecule: messenger RNA, 1706 nt
Organism: Impatiens glandulifera
Lineage: Eukaryota; Viridiplantae; Streptophyta; Magnoliopsida; Ericales; Balsaminaceae
Product: BTB/POZ and MATH domain-containing protein 4
Exons: 4
Coding region: 251-1459 (402 amino acids)
Biological process (GO): protein ubiquitination
Molecular function (GO): protein binding
Source: RefSeq, a predicted model, not a curated record